AUGGAGCCCUCCUAUCAAGUCUUGUACGGACGACCCUGCAGUCCUCUCUACUUUUUCAUCUCCAUCAUACUCCUAAUCCUCGCCAGCGUGUGCGUCCACUGCGUUUAUAUCUCCCGCCUCCACUUUCCCAACGUCUCUAAUACCCUUGGCGCCAUCUUCGGCCUUCUUCUCGGCACGGCUAUGGGUUUAUGCAUGUUGGCUAUCAUGUGGGAUCCUGCGAUUUGCUGGACGACGAAGAAACGUGUCAAUAACGGAGAUGGGGAGCGGGCUAUCAGAGUCAAGAGACCGAUUGUGGGUUUUCGGCACCUGGAGAUCCAACUCGAAACGCCGGGUGAACUUGAUGAUGUGUGGUUCGAUGGGGUCAAGCAUAGAAAGGCUAUCUUCUUGGCCUGA
Aspergillus glaucus CBS 516.65 is the source of this 393-nucleotide messenger RNA. RefSeq lists its product as uncharacterized. The transcript has a single exon. NCBI's taxonomy places the organism in Eukaryota, Fungi, Ascomycota, Eurotiomycetes, Eurotiales, Aspergillaceae. Bases 1 to 393 code for a protein of 130 amino acids. The record is from RefSeq and is a predicted model, not a curated record.